AUGUACAACAAUGUCGGCCACAUCGCGCACGUGUGUCUUAGUAAAGCGAAGAACGUCCGCCACAAAGAGACGCCUCGAUGGGCGCUCGCUGGACUCAUUGCAGUUUGUCUGACGGAGGAGGACUAA
Messenger RNA from Peronospora matthiolae, 126 nucleotides. The record is from the annotation of a GenBank genome assembly. Lineage: Eukaryota; Oomycota; Peronosporomycetes; Peronosporales; Peronosporaceae.